This is a messenger RNA of Durio zibethinus, 1602 nucleotides long. The record is from RefSeq and is a predicted model, not a curated record. NCBI's taxonomy places the organism in Eukaryota, Viridiplantae, Streptophyta, Magnoliopsida, Malvales, Malvaceae.
CUCAUAAUCCCUAAAUGCUAGAGCCCUUGUUCUCUCUCUCUCUCUCUCUCUCUCUCUUUGUUUCUUCUCUUUUUUUUUUUUUUUAAUUGUGUAGCUAAACUAAUUUAUUGGAAAGUGGGACCGAAUUGUGCAUGAGUUUUUUAAUUGGGACAUCAAUUGUGGAAUUUUCACUUGAUUUGUUCAAUGAGAAAUAUAUUUCUGUUUCUCCAAAUGUACCAAAAAAAUUUACUUCUGGUUCCUAACACUUGCAGUUUUAGGUCACUUAGAGUAUGAUUUUAUGGGUUCUAUGUUCAUAAUCGGGCAUUGCUAUAUGAAACUGUGGUUACAAAGUUCUUGACAGCUAUGCAUCAGAUAGCCUUUUAUUGCCUUUUAGAUUCAUGCAGGAACAGCAAUAUUUUGCAUCGAUUUUUAGGUCCAUGCUAUCUGCACACUUUGGAAAAAUUUGCCAUUAAGCUUAUAAAUAUUGCAUAUAGCAUGUUUAUGAUGGUCAAAGAUAUAGAAUGAGAAAAAACUGACAAGCUUUGAUUAUGUUGGAACCUGUAUGCCAUAGUGUUAUGGUAAUCAAUGUCAUGACUCAAAAUUCUUUUCUGACAGAUACUAUAGCUUCUAACUAAACAUGUGAAUCCUUUUGGAUUAUGUAUGUCAAACAAAUUUUAUAACCACAUUUGUUUCAAUUUUGAGGAUACUGGUGCAGCCUCAAAUAUUUAGGAAGCUGCAAACUUAUCUGGCUUCAAUGUGGAGCCCCGGAAAUAAAGGAGCAUAUCCUAGACGAAUAUCUGCAAAAGCCAGGGGGUCCUCUAUACAGGAAAACAAUUCAAUGCAUGAAGCUUCUAUGAGUGAUGAAGAUAUUACUAGCAUAAAGGUGCACACAUCUGGAAGUAUAUAUGCUGAAGAACAAAAGGGUUUGAUGGUUUUGGCUCGGAUCUUUUGGACGCAGUGGUUCCUUUUGACAUCUUAUUGGAUUGGAGAAAAUAUAGUUUCUUAAUAAUCUUGGAAGAAGUUCAGAGAUGGAACCAAAACCGAAGGUUGUGCAGGAUGCUGGAAUUGCUCUGGCAUCUCUUGUUAUUUGCAAGAAGGCACUUGAGAGGGAUCUGUUCAUAUCAAUUUCGUAUGUUUUGCUCACUUAUAAUGAGUUUCUGUUGCUUAUUUCUAAUAAAACUAUUUUGGUUUUAUUUAUUAGUUUUAAUUCCUGUGCAUGUGAGAGCAACUAUUGUUAGUUUGGUCAUAUCUUGUAGGUGCAGGAAGAUAGGAGUAACAAUUAAUGUAUGUGUAUCAACUUUUGGAUGCUUUGCUUCUUAGCUGUAAAAUAUUAUAGUUGUGCGUGUUGUUAGAGCCACAUGCAGUCAAAGCCCCUUCCUUUGCCAUAGUUCUCUUUAGAUUUGGAUUGUUAGACCUUUUUUUUUUUUAACAAAUCGAAUUGAGUUGAAUUUGGAUCGAGUUUUUCAAAUUCAAAUCUGUUUUGAUAACUCUAAUCGAGAGUGAUGCAAGAUAGAAUUUAGUUAAUCUAAAUUUCAUUAUGCAUCCGUUUUUAGGCUAUAUUAAUACUAAAUCUCAUUCAUCUUCUUCAUGUCAUGGUUUCUGUUUAGAACUCAAUAUAUGAAG